UGCUAUAGAAAUGUGUUUAACGAAUGCAUUACCAGUAAAGGCAACAAAGAUGUCAUAAUAAGUCGGAUGAAUGAGUUCUCGUCUCCGCAUUUCAGAGAUAUCUGUAUUUAUAACUCCACUUAUAGUAGACUGUUUGUAAAACACGGAAAGUGUUUGAGUCAAACAGUUUUGGAUCAGAAGAAAUGCCAAAACAAAUACAGACUUUUGACACAAGCGAAGGAGGAGGUGCUCUCUGCGGUCGGCUAUUCGCGAAACAACACCAGAGCCGAGAAUUUUCAAAAAACAUAUACUGUAAUUGACAAUUGGUGGGUUGAGUACCAGACCUGUGCCGUCAAAUCGGUGAUCGACAGGUGCGGCGCGCAGGCGGCCAUUCUUGUGAACGAAGAGUUUUACAAGACAUACACGUCGAGCGCCACAUCAAGAAUACUCACUUAUAGAUCAUGUCUACCACAGGACAAGACAUUCACAUAUCCGGCCUGUUUUCUGGACCAAUCGGUUGAUCCAAACUCUUUGGGCAUCGCUUUGGACAGCAAUAACGAGUUGGACGUCGAGGACAACAGCAGAACUAAAGACAUACAAAAUAUGUUUGGAAACAAAAGCAAUGAAACGAAUCCAACGGAUUUUGUUCACAUCGAGGCCUCUAUUUAUAACUCGACGCCAAUUAACAGUAAUCCAAAAUUAGUGCCACAACUCAUUGCUUUGGCUUUCGUUAAACUUUUUCUGUAAAACUUGUUUAACAAAAACAUUAAAAGUAUAACAUUUACUGACGA
This is a messenger RNA of Medioppia subpectinata, 770 nucleotides long. The record is from the annotation of a GenBank genome assembly. NCBI's taxonomy places the organism in Eukaryota, Metazoa, Arthropoda, Arachnida, Sarcoptiformes, Oppiidae.